This is a messenger RNA of Toxotes jaculatrix (banded archerfish), 1442 nucleotides long. Its product is annotated as syndecan-1-like. The record is from RefSeq and is a predicted model, not a curated record. Gene Ontology annotation, cellular component: cell surface; membrane. Lineage: Eukaryota; Metazoa; Chordata; Actinopteri; Toxotidae. The transcript is spliced from 4 exons. Gene Ontology annotation, biological process: cell migration. The coding region runs from base 73 to 456 and encodes 127 amino acids.
GGGUUCAAUCACAUCACCUGCGGAGGUCUGUGUGACGGGGACACGUACACGGUACACCAGCUCACCGGCAACAUGACAUUAUACGUGACAGCGUCUUUACUUUUAGCUUUGGGAUUAAUACAUCCAAUCAAUAUGUCGUUUGCCCUUCCUAAAGACUUGGAGGGAUCAGGGUAUGACCUGGACAGUUCUGGCUCCGGUUCAGGGGAUUGGCCAGAACAAGGGCGGACCUUUGAUGUUACACACUGGCCUGCAAAAGACACUGAAUCAUAUGUUAUUAUGGCAAACAGCAAGAGCUUCUUGGAGAACAAACAAAUCUUUGCAGGUGUCAUUGCAGGAGGAAUAACAGGAGUGAUACUGGCUACAAUGCUGGCAGGAAUAUUAAUCUACCACUGGCACAACAAAGAUCAUGGAGGAUACAGUCAGGGCCAGCAGACACACAGGGAAGAAACCAUUUAACUGUCCAUACUUUUGAAAAACUGUCUCACCAGUCCCGAUGACUCUAGCAGGCCAAUUUUCCUACCUUCAGGUGCUACUGUAAAUUUAUUCUUUCCUCAGAUUUUUUUUUGGGGGGGGGGGGGGGGGGGAGCAUGGAGGCUGGAUGGGGAAAGACACCUAUUCCUUAAUCUAAUGCAGCUGUAUUUGUUUAUUGCUUAUUUAUUUAUUGAGAUGAUAAAAUCUGAAGACUUGUUUUAGUUUUAUGACUUUCCUGUUGUGAAUCUUAAGAUGAAGCUUUGAAGUUGCUUUAUUUUUACCCAGGGCCAUAGUACUGUAGCUACCGUUGAGGACACUAAAGCUAUGUCCUCUGUAUUUUCAGGGAUGUGAUGUUCUGCUACUUUGUGUACUGUUUUUUUUUUUUUUUUUUGUGGAAAUCAGAUGCUGGGAACAGUCUGCCAGGAUAAUGAUAAGUAAUUUAACUGAAUUUGAACUGAAAUUCUACAGUUUAUGCCUCAGCUCCAUUGUGUCAGAUCCUGUGGCCUAACUAAUGACCAUUACAAAAAGGGCUUUAUGUGAAUACUUGGCAAAUUAUUUAUCAAUCAGCAUUUUUGCUACAUUUUCAUUUAAAAUAAAAAAGUCCUAGAGUCACUUUUUUUAUAGUGAAAAAAGAACUGUUGACAUCCCCUGGCUUUCAAGGGAUGUAAGACUUGAAAGGCGGGAUGCAGGACUAAAGAAGGACUAGUAUUUCUGUAGUCCUGACUACAACCCUGGUUUUACUUAAAAUAUUUGACCCCUUUGUGUUAAACAGGGAAACCUCAGCUUAAUAAGUCAUGAGAUAUGAAUGAAGAAUCUAGGGGAAAGUCAUUUGUGUGGUGUAUAUUAAUUACAAUGAUUAAAGACAAUCAGCUGCUACAAUGUUAACAUGUUAUGUUGCCUAUGUACUGUACGUUUAAAUAAUUUUUACUAUUUUUGUAUUGUAUUGUAUAAUUGAUAAUAAAUUAACUUUA